AGUUUGUACUCCGUCUCUGCGUGGGGCGCUAUAGCCAUCAAUAGCGGAAUAGCACACGGGAAAGAGGCGGAUAAGAUCCACAAUAAGGUGGAGCCUGUAAACUCUGCGGCAGCAGAGUGUAGGCUUUGUAGAGCCGGCGCAUUCCUCGAGACGUCUGCAGGAAACCUCCCGGCGGGUUGAACGACAGGCCCUCGGAGCAGAAGCGCGCGCGCCACCAAGCCGGAGUGGACGCAUUGACGCGCGCGUGCGUAUUGAAUCAAUCGAGUGAGCGAGCAAGCGAAAUACGGAGAGAGAGAGAGUUGGCGCGCGGCUCGGCCGUUUCAGCCUUCACUCUGCAGUUCGUUAAGCUUUGAGUCCAAAGCGAGGCUUUUGCUCAUUCCUCAUCUUAUCUUCUCCGCCGCACCUUUUGAGGUAACUACACUUCCGAUUUUCCGUCAGGAUUAUUGACAUCUUCUUCCUCGUUGUUGGAUAUUUUCCCCGGAGGGGGGGGCGCGGCUAACUCGUUCUCCACCUUUACUGCCUACGGGAUGCUUCGCCAUGAAGUAGUGCUUUGUUUCUGCCACCGCAAAGAAGAAUAAACAAACACAUUGCGGAACCUUGAAUUAGAAAGGAGACUGUGCCCGGAACUCCCAUUGCCCUUUGCUGGUCUCUUUUCUUUUUAUUUGAUGAGUACUUUUUUUUUCUUUUAUGGUUGUUUUUAAGGGUUAAAACCCCGCCGACGGGUACGGUUGUGAUACUUUACUACGGAACGCACUUCGCCUGGCUGUGGAUGGUUCCGGGUGGAAGGCGCUGCUGAAGUGCGUACAGGUUGUGUUGUAAGCCUCGACGCCAACGUCUUACGUUUUAUACCGUGCUGCUAUUUCUUCAUUCUCUUUUUGAGGCUUGCCUGAUACUUAGUCCGGUCCCCUCCCCCCCGAUGCGGGGUGUCUGAGUCCCCUUCCCCCUGCCUCCAGACGGCGGUCGGAGAUGUUGAAGUGUAUUCCACUGUGGCGCUGCAAUCGCCACGUCGAGUCCGUAGACAAGCGGCACUGCUCUCUACAGACUGUACCGGAGGAGAUCUAUCGCUACAGUCGAAGCUUGGAGGAGCUCUUGUUGGACGCAAACCAGCUGCGGGAUCUGCCCAAGCCUUUUUUCCGUCUCUUGAACCUUCGGAAAUUGGGUCUGAGUGACAAUGAAAUCCAGAAGCUGCCUCCAGAGGUGGCCAAUUUCAUGCAGCUUGUGGAGCUUGACAUCUCAAGAAAUGACAUUCCAGAGAUCCCAGAAAGCAUUAAAUUUUGUAAGUCUUUGGAAAUUGCAGACUUCAGUGGAAAUCCCCUUUCCAGACUGCCUGAUGGUUUCACAUUGCUUCGCAGCCUUGCUCACCUUGCCCUCAAUGAUGUUUCACUUCAGGCACUUCCUAGUGACAUUGGCAAUUUAACAAAUCUAGUGACUCUUGAACUCAGGGAAAAUCUCUUGAAGUCCCUACCGACGUCGCUUUCAUUCCUUGUAAAGCUUGAACAGCUUGACCUAGGCAGCAAUGAACUUGAAGUCCUGCCAGAUACUUUGGGAGCGUUGCCAAACCUCCGAGAAUUAUGGCUUGAUAGGAACCAGCUGUCUUCAUUGCCACCGGAGCUGGGAAAUCUUCGGCGGCUAGUGUGCCUUGAUGUGUCUGAGAAUAAGUUGGAGCAACUUCCUAAGGAGCUGAAUGGCCUUAUGGCACUUACUGAUUUGCUUUUGUCUCAAAAUCUGCUGGAAACUAUUCCUGACAGCAUUGGUUGUCUGAAGCAACUUUCUAUUUUGAAGGUGGACCAAAACCGGUUAACCCAUCUUUCUGACUCCAUCGGAGAUUGUGAAAACCUGUCCGAACUUAUGCUGACAGAGAAUCUUCUUACAACAUUGCCCCGCUCUCUGGGAAAGUUGAAAAAGCUGACAAAUUUGAAUGCUGACCGGAACAGAUUAACUUCCAUACCCCUAGAGUUGGGAGGCUGCUCUAAUCUAAAUGUACUCUCACUUCGGGACAACCGUGUUACAAAGUUGCCUUCAGAGCUUGCAAACGCAACUGAACUUCACGUUUUGGAUGUUGCUGGAAACAGGCUACAAAACCUACCCUUCUCUCUUACUAAUCUCAACCUUAAAGCUAUGUGGUUGGCAGAAAAUCAGUCUCAACCAAUGCUUAAGUUUCAGACAGAGGAUGAUGAAAAGACUGGAGAAAAGGUUUUAACAUGUUACCUUCUACCACAACAACCUUCACCUAGCCUUGAGAAUCUUCUUCAGAACAGCGUUGAUGAAAGCUGGACAGACACCAACUUGAACCGGGUCAGUGUGAUUCAGUUUCAAGAAGAGCCCAAACCUGAGGAAGAAGAUGAAGAGGCUGAAUCAGAGCGUAAGGGACUUCAGAGACGAGCAACACCACAUCCUAAUGAACUUAAAGUAAUGAAGAAAGUUAUUGAGGAGCGCAGAAAUGAGGCAUAUGUAGCAAGACCAGAUGAAGAACUGGAUUCUCCUGAUGAUGAAAAUAAGAGAUUAAGUGGACUAUCUAAUGAUAGCCAUGAUUCCCAAGCAUCAAACAGUACAGCGUCUGCAAAAUCAGAUGGCUCCGAGUGGGAGGAAACUCAGAAACAAGAGUCUGUUGUUUUACUGGCUUCACACGAGCCAUUGCCAGACAGUAAUAAUAUUGAUCAAAAUGAGGAGCAGGAAGAUGAGAUGGAAGUAGAAUAUACAGAGCCUACUGUACGUUUUGCUGAAGAACCCAUCAUACGAGAUGAGGAAGAAUACGAGGAUGGUGAAGGGGAAAAUGGAGAGGAGGAGCGUCCAAUGCUCCCAGUUGAAAAACAGAGGCUUAUUCGUAAGGAUACUCCACACUAUAAGAAGCAUUUCAAAAUCAACAAACUACCCAAACCAGAGGCAGUUGCAGCCUUGUUACAGGGUCUAAGUACUGACAAGGUUCCGCAGGAAGAGGAUGAGGAUUAUGGAGGUGUUCAGGAUCAAAAUAAUGAAAUGAAGCAGCUGAUGUUCCUUUUGCCUGACAGUGAAGGAGAUGGUGAGGAUCAAAUGUUGCUCAGGUUGAAUGACAAAAUUAAUUCCUCUCAGCAACCAGUAAAGGGGGUGUCGUUUGAUCAAGUCAAUAAUCUGCUGAUUGAACCUGCUCGAAUUGAGGAGGAAGAGCUGACACUUACAAUCAUCCGUCAGACUGGAGGUUUAGGGAUCAGUAUUGCAGGGGGUAAAGGAUCUACACCAUACAAAGGUGAUGAUGAGGGUAUCUUCAUCUCCAGGGUUUCAGAAGAAGGCCCGGCUGCACGUGCAGGAGUUAAAGUGGGAGAUAAACUGUUAGAGGUGAAUGGUGUAGAUUUGCAUGAUGCAGAACAUCAUAAAGCUGUGGAAGCCCUCCGAAGCUCAGGGACUGCUGUUUCUAUGACUGUUCUGCGAGAGCGCAUGGUGGAGCCAGAAAAUGCAAUCACUACUACACCUUUAAGACCAGAAGAUGACUACUUCCCUAGAGAGAGACGUAGCGGGAUGCCUUUCCCAACAGAAAUUGAGGAGGAGCCUGGAAAGCGGGAGAGACUCACAACAUCCCUCAUGCGAAAUGAUAAAGGAUUGGGGUUCAGCAUCGCAGGUGGUAAAGGAUCUACUCCUUAUCGUGCAGGUGAUACGGCAAUAUUCAUUUCUCGAGUUGCUGAAGGUGGAGCUGCCCAUCGUGACGGGGUUCUUCAGGUUGGAGACAGAGUUAUUUCUAUCAAUGGUGUAGACAUGACAGAAGCCAGACAUGAUCAGGCAGUAGCACUUCUUACUGGCACAUCUCCCACCAUCACCCUGCUUGUUGAGCGUGAUAUCUCGGAGCCCACAGUGGAUGCCAAGGGCAUGGGUGAAUCACCCAGCCUCCACCGGGCGCGGCCACAUUCUCCUCCACCCUUCUUAUCAGAAAGCAGUCAUCAGGAAGGUGUUGAGGAGGAUGCAGAGACUACACAAAACAGCCAUCUAAGCCGAAUGCUGGAAGAUGAAUACCCAAUUGAGGAAGUACGUCUGGUGAAGGCAGGUGGACCUCUAGGGCUAAGCAUUGUUGGAGGUAGUGACCAUGCUAGUCAUCCUUUUGGAGUUAGUGAACCUGGAGUUUUCAUAUCCAAGGUAAUACCCAAAGGCCUGGCGGCUCAGAGCGGCUUAAGGGUGGGUGACCGGAUCUUAGAGGUAAACGCCAUUGACCUGCGGCAUGCCACACAUCAGGAAGCUGUGAAGGCGCUACUUUCUAAUAAACAAGAAAUCCGAAUGCUGGUGAGGAGAGAUCCAGCUCCUUCUGGAAUGCAGAACAUUGUAAUAGAGAAGAUGUCUGGAGAGAAACUAGGCAUAAGCAUUCGAGGUGGAGCAAAGGGGCAUGCUGGGAACCCAUUUGAUCCAACUGAUGAGGGUAUCUUCAUAUCAAAGGUUAAUUCUAAUGGUGCUGCUGCUAGAGAUGGUAGACUUAAAGCAGGCAUGCGCAUUUUGGAAGUGAACAAUCACAGUCUUCUAGGUAUGACUCAUGCAGAAGCAGUGAGAAUAUUAAGAAGUAUUGGUGACACAUUGGACAUUCUGGUCUGCGAUGGCUUUGACCCCAAAGACGCUGCAGUUAUUGAGGCAUCACCUGGAAUCAUUGCUAAUCCAUUUGCUGCUGGAAUUGGUCGAAAGAACAGCAUGGAGAGUAUUUCAUCUAUCGACCGUGACCUCAGCCCAGAAGAGAUGGAGAUUAUCCAGAAAGAAAUGGAUAUGGUGCGAGAAACAUCUCAGUGGGAGCAUGAGGAGAUGGAAAAAGUGGAGAGAAUGCGCAAGGAGCGCGAGGAGGCCAACAGACUUCUAGAGGAGGAGGCUGAGGGUUAUAAUGUUGGCCCUCUCAAGAUGGAUUAUAAAACUUUGGCUGCUCUUCCUUCUACCAGCUUACAAAAAGUCAACAGGCUCUGUAAGUGUGCUACGCCGCCUUUUGCAAUGGAGGUAGCUGAGCAGUCCUACAGCAACUCUCUUGAGAUUACACAUGGGGUUCCUACAGAAGACAGAAGGUUAUUGUACUCUGAGCCUCAGAUCCUCAUCCCCAGUUCCUUACCUGCAAGUGUUCCUUGCCAAAAUGCUUUGUCAAUUGACUGUCAAGAUGAAAAGCUAAAAUUUUCUGCAUCAAAGAAUAUUGUAGUUUCCCCAGUGCUAAAAGAGAAAAAUCCUCCACAAGUGGAGGAGGAGGAGGAAGAAAACCUGGUGGACUCCCAACCAAUUUGUUUUAGUGAGAAUCCCUUUUUAGUGGCCAAUCGGCUGAGGAAAACCAAACCUGCUGAAGCAAGGAUACUUUUAGGACCUCCUGUUGGCUAUGGGAAAUUGGGCCGUUUACAAACAAAUCUGUAUUCAAAGGGCAGUUCUACUGAGCCUGCUGUAAAUAGCCCUAAUCGUGAAGCCCCAUAUUCUCCAGUCUCUCAGCCACUUCCUUCCACAUCCCCUUCUACAGUCCAAUCAGGCAGAGAGACUCGCUUUGCUUCUAUAAACUUCAUAUCUUCUGCUGUUCCUAAAGACAACGCAUCUACCAAACCAGGUGUAAUCCAGCCUAUGUCCCGAGCACGCCCCAGUGUGCCUCAUGGCAGUCAGGAUGGCCAGUGCAGCCCAAACCCAUUCCAGCGCAGUUCCAACCCACUUGAAACACAGAAUUCUCCUCGUGUCCCUUCCCCACUCUCCCCUGAUGAGUUCCCUGUUAAUAUUAAACAGGCUUACAAAACCUUCGCUGCUGUUCCUACUAGUCAUGUGGUCCAUGAGCAGCAGGAGAACCUAAUCCAGAGAAACAAUAUAGAGUCAAAACCAUCUCCUGAGGACCUGGAGAACAAUGUCUUCGAGGAUGGCAACAUCAUACUCAGCAGCCCAUCUCACAGCAUUCCGACUGAAGGAGAAUCUAACCAAGAUGUAGGGGAGCUGGCCUUCCACAAGGGAUAUGUCAGUCUGUCUGCUGUGCCCCUCAUCAGUAGGCCUUCUGUGGAACAGGAGGAGGCUCCAUCACCUAGUGGCUUGAACAGCCCAGAACAGCGCUCCUUCCGGGACCGGCAAAAAUAUUUUGAAAUAGAAGUCAAACAACAAAUCCCAGAAAACAAACCUAAACCUAGGGUAUCACUUGUUGGAGAGGAUGAUCUGAAGAAGAUGAGAGAAGAAGAGGCCAGAAAGAUAGAGCAGAGAGCAAGAGAGAUGCUGGUGGAUGAGGAGGAAGAUGAUGAAGAUGAUCUUGCUAAACAAAUGGCUGCAGUAAAGGCACAUGGCAAAGUGGUUAUUGAUGGUGUGGAAUACAAGAUUGAAAGAGUAGAUAAUCGUAAUACUAACAAUGUUGGGGUAUCGCAAGUGGAUGGAAAAGUGGAUUCGCAGAGGAAUUCCCUUGAAGAUAGCUUUAGGUUAGAGCAGAGACCAAACUCCAUGACUGGUUUGAGUCCAGUGUAUGGAGGAGAGCCAAUUGCACCAAUUCGUACAGCAAAGGCAGAGAGGCGAUACCAGGAACGUUUACGAAUGCAAAGUCCAGAAUUACUUAGCACACAAGAGAAAGACCUGUCUCCUGCAGAAAAGCGAGCCCUUGAAGCAGAAAAAAGAGCAAUGUGGAGGGCAGCACGACCCCGAGGGCUGGAAGAUGACAUGAAACAGUAUGAGCAGGACCUUGCCAAAAAGCUGUACCAGUCUCGACAGAGGGCAUCUCAGGUUCACAGCAACAUUCCUGAUUCUGCAGCAAACAAUUACAGGAUGAAGUCUUUGGAACAGGAUGCUUUAAAAGCACAGAUGGUUAUUGCUAAGUCAAAGGAGGCAAAAAAGCGUACCACUCUGGAUCAAUUGGUAGAGUCUCCUUCUCCGGCUCCCACGCCUUCUCCUACACCACUUGAAGACUACAGCCCAAGAAAUAUCACUUCACCGGGUAGAUUGUCUCUGUCAGAAAAGAAGUUUGACUACCGACAGUUUGCCGCUAUUCCUUCUUCCAAACCUGUAUACGACAUUCAGUCACCUGAUAUUUCGGAGGAUGUCAAGAUCAUUGAUGACUCUGGAAGAAGAGCAGUGACCCCUAGAGAGAAGGAGAUUGAUGGUCACAUUCCUUUACCUGCCACCUCUGCUUUGGAAGAAAUGGCCCUCUACAGCAACAAACGCAAACUACGGCACAGCCGACGAAGCCUGGAGACGGCUGUCCCCACGUAAUCCAGCUGUAUCAUAAGCGCAUUCGCACGAGAAAAACGAAACAAAAAAGUAACGUCUUGCCUCCAAAUGGUGUCCUUUAUCUUUUGGGCUGGACAUCUGCCAAAAAAAUUAGUGCAUGGACUUGGGCUGCUAAUCUUAACCGAAAGAGGAUGUAGAUGCUAGUCUCUGUGUAUCAGACCGUAAAUCGAACGUUCAGUUUGUGUUCGAGACGCUGAAUUCUUUGACAUGGACUAAUUCUCUUUUUGACUGUUUCAUUUUUCACUUUUUUUUAAUUUUACUCCAAAAAUGCUAGAUGUGUUUUAAUUUGUACAUUUUAUUUUUUUGUUUUUAAUUUGGUUGUAAAAUUGCCUCAGCUGGGAAGGCUUAUGAAACUAGCUUGGUCUGGGUAAGCGGAAUAUGUAAAUAUAAAUUCAACUCGGACCCCUUUAAUGUUGGGUAAGACAGCCUCUGCUACCUUCACUGCACUACAGCUACUCAUUUGGCCUGUUUUUAUUGCCAGUAGCCUUUUUCUGCUGAUUUUAACACUUUAAUUCUUUUAAUGUAAUUUAUUAUUCUAGAUACUUUUACAUUGGCAAUUGUACAUUUUUUAAUAUAACUACAGUGGAACCUCUAGAUACGAGUUUAAUUCGUUCCAGCACUGAGCUUGUAUAGCGAAUUUCUCGUAUCUAGAACAAACUUCCCCAUUGAAAAUAAUGGAAAUCCAGUUAAUCCGUUCUGCACCCCAAAUAUAUUAACAUAAAAAUCAAUUUUCCUAACAAAUAACACUGAUAAAUUAUAUAUACUGUAGUCUACCUUUAAUAAAUAACACUGGUAAAUAAUAUAACUGAUUAUUAAAAGAAUCAAAACAGGUGUCCAAAGUGCAGUAGAGCAUUCAAUAAAUCUUUAAAUAAAUAAUCCUUAAAACAGUUGUGAAGUGGAGGUUUAAAAUACACAAGAAUAACAAUCCUUUAACACGUGGUUAAAACGUCAAAAGGAUGCAGUCUUUAAAAAACAGAUGACAAUCCCCGGUGCUUCUUCUCUGUUAGCGUCUCACCUGCGGGCUCUGCAACAGGCGACACACUCUUAAUGCAGCUGACCUUCUCUACACCGUCCUGCUUCAGCUGUUUGGCUCGCCUGUUCAUCUCACUGUUCAGCUACACGCGAGCCUGCUCUCGCUCGCUCGCUCUCCCGCACCGACUUCCUGCCUGCCUGCGCGCGCGCUCUCUCUCUCUCUUUUAAUUUUACUUCUUCUCCCCCUUAAACGGCUCACGCUUCUCUAUAUAUGCGGGGAGGACAUGGCAGCUGCAGCCCAUCAGCCACAGGAACAAUCAUGGAUGUGGGCAGUUUCCCACCUGUGCACUUAAGUGAGAAACGCAGACACCGCAGAUCGCCCUGCGGCUCGCUACUGCUACCACGCCCCCUCGCUAAGCCGCGAGCUAUACCCACAGCCUGGCUUGUGGCUCGUUACGCGAGCCAAUGCUCGUAUUUAGAUCUGAAUUUUUCGCUCAUACUUUCCUCGUAUUUUGAAUUUCUCGUAUACAGAGGUGAUCGUAUCUCGAGGUUCCACUGUACUUGGUUUGCGGUUUUAUUGCUUUUCUGGUAUACAGCGCAAAGUUGUUUUAGUGGGGUGUAAUAAAGACCUGAAGGCCAAGUGAGAACUUUUUUUAUGUUAUUUUUAUUGCUUAAUGGCAGCCCAGCACUUGAACAUUCAUGGUAAAAUAUUCCAAAACCAACCAAACUGGUGCCCAGUUAGCGUUUAUAAAGCUUGACAGUACAUGAAAGAAACUGCGAUUGGGCCACUGGAAUAUUACUGCCAUGCACUCGGAUGAACAAUCGUGGCCUUUUAACUGCAGCAAUAAAAACGGCAAAAGCUUUGUGUACUUUGGAGACUCGGACACAGAGUUGCGUGGACCAUCUGGAAGAAAUGUCUAACGUUUUAGAAUUUGGACAUGUUCAUCUGGAAACGGUGACUUCCAAAGUUUUUAUUUCUUGCCUUCCAGCAUUGUUUAUAGUGUAAUUACAAGGGUGGCACUGUUCUUUGUGAACAGGCUACCUUUUGCAGCUCUCGGUUAAUUUUGAUAAUUAAAAAAUGUCUUUUACAUCCAAUCAGUUCAAGCUCCACAUGCAUUUAAAAAGAAACAUUCAGAAACUGCGAAUAAAAGAAGCCCCAGCAUCACACCUGUGCUUAGAAGUGCUGGCAAUUGAAGGUAGCAGACGUUCAGAAGCUGUUGAGUUCCCUUCAGGUAGUGUGAAUAAUGUACAGUUAUUAAAAGAAAAAAGAAAAUUAAAAAGUCAGAACUGAGCCAACCUGCAUCAGAGUGAUGCCAGCCUUGUGGCCAGUGUGCACUGCAUGUACAUUGGCACGGUUAUUGAAAGCUUUUUGUAGAGAUAAAAUUAGACUUGAAAAGUACUUUGUAAUUCUCCCCUGAUUUGAUAGAUUUGUUUUUUAAUCUUGGUUGUAGGACUGGCAAAGACAUUCGGAUUUUUUUUUAAAUCCAUUCAUUUUAUAGUGGACAAAUACAGUUUUGGAAAAAAGUACCGCGCUGUUACUUUGAACUGACAAGACUUUUUUUUUUUUUGUUCCUUUCUGUGCUGAUUUUUUUUCAGUUUGGGCAAAAAUCUGUGAAGAAAUUUGACAACACACUAGAAUUUUCCUGGUACCUGGGAGUUGCUACGCUAAUCACUACAUUCUUUUUUUUCCCCCACAGCAAAUUAUACUUUGCAUUUUCCCCCUCAUUUUCCUUUGAAUUCUGGUGGGGAUUUUUACUUAGAGCGGGGUAGUGUUAGCUCAAUCAAGACUGUAACUAGUGAAAUUUGUACAACCAAAGAAGUCUAUUUUGUGGUUCAGGAAUAAUAAAGUUUACUUUUCAUUUUACAAACA
Molecule: messenger RNA, 10000 nt
Organism: Erpetoichthys calabaricus (reedfish)
Lineage: Eukaryota; Metazoa; Chordata; Cladistia; Polypteriformes; Polypteridae
Gene: scrib
Product: scribble planar cell polarity protein
Exons: 47
Coding region: 967-7140 (2057 amino acids)
Biological process (GO): neurotransmitter receptor transport, endosome to postsynaptic membrane; neurotransmitter receptor transport postsynaptic membrane to endosome
Cellular component (GO): adherens junction; postsynaptic membrane; postsynaptic density
Molecular function (GO): protein binding
Source: RefSeq, a predicted model, not a curated record